AUGACGACCAGUCGCUCACGGCGGAGCUGUGGCGAGCUGAAGAGACCUCGAUUCCCCUGGGAAACAAGCUCCUUGCUAGUGCACACGGCUUCUUCGAGUGGUUCUUCCACACACACGAGCGUUCACGCUGUUAGCGACCUGGGGGCCGCCACCGUGGAACUGAAGAAAUUCGUGGCCCAAAUGGCCCCCACGGCCCCCAAGCCGAAGCUGCGUGAUGACGACUAA
Penicillium daleae is the source of this 225-nucleotide messenger RNA. RefSeq lists its product as uncharacterized. Bases 1 to 225 code for a protein of 74 amino acids. The record is from RefSeq and is a predicted model, not a curated record. The transcript has a single exon. NCBI's taxonomy places the organism in Eukaryota, Fungi, Ascomycota, Eurotiomycetes, Eurotiales, Aspergillaceae.